This is a messenger RNA of Coniophora puteana RWD-64-598 SS2, 1633 nucleotides long. RefSeq lists its product as uncharacterized. The coding region runs from base 427 to 1455 and encodes 342 amino acids. The transcript has 3 exons. The record is from RefSeq and is a predicted model, not a curated record. NCBI's taxonomy places the organism in Eukaryota, Fungi, Basidiomycota, Agaricomycetes, Boletales, Coniophoraceae.
GCAGCUCGUCAUCGCAUCCAGUCCUCAGCUUUAUUGCUAUAAUUCUUGGAGAUAAAAAAGACGAAAACAUGAGGGAGACUUCAAAGGUUCACCUCUGGUAAGUUGCCUACCUUAUAAUACACACGAUCUCCCCAGUUUCCUAGUGACGUUACCACGGACCUUGUCUUCACGUCAUGAGCAAAGUUCAAUGCGCAGACCUGGGCCUGAUGACUCCUUGGGCGUCGGCGUCUAAGUAAACUCAGCUCUGAUAAAGUCAAAAUCUUGAUGGGCCCAAGUCGCUGCUAUCUUCCCCCCACUAACUGACGCUAGAUAGAUCGGCCUAAUCAGUCGAUAUCAGAGUUAUCGAGGACCGACUGUCCAUUAAUCUGAAGGCCUCCACUGGAAACCUUAAACUUAUUCUAAUCCGACGUCUGCGCAAUACGAAUCAUGUCAGGCCCCUACGUGUACACACCACCGGCUUUCCAGCCUACGCCAUACACCGGGACAUAUGGAGGCUACGAUCAGCAACAACAUUCUCCCUUCAUUCCUCCUGCCAACCUCUUCUCGCAGUCACCGUAUCCUCCUUCAUCGCCCUAUCAGCGUCCAAAAUCGCCCUAUGCACGCCCUCCAUCCCCCUACACCCGACCUUCAGGCUCACCGUACACAGGUGCUGCGCCCUGGCAAGACGGCUAUGGCCAGCAGCCAAACUAUUAUAACCAGCCUCCCGCCCAACCUCGCAGCCGUCCUCCAUCGUGGCAUGGCAUGGGCCAUCCUCCCAGCCCAAAUACUCUCGGUAUCCCGCUGCCAUCGCCCACGCAUGGCCGCCGCCGCUCGUUCGGAAACAGCCCCGUCCGCUCCCCAUGGGACACCUACGACAUGCCGUGGAACUACAACACCGCCGCCCUCUCCGUCCAGCUGCACCCGCUCCUGAACGGCGAGUCCUUCCCGCGCGACUUCGUCCUCGACCUCGCCCAGCCGCGCUUCGCCCCCGUCAGAGUGUUCGGCCCCGGCCAGACGCAGGUCCUCCCGUACGAGUCGCUCCAGGUCCCGGGCACCCACCCGUCCGUGACGCGCAUGCGGAUCACACACGACCGCAUCCCGAUGUGGCCGAUCGACCUCGAGUUCCAGGCCGACUACACCUCCGGUGGCGGUUAUGGCGGCGGCGGCGGCGGUGCGCUCUUCGGAGGCGGGCAGGACGAUCCCCCGCCGAUCACGGUGUACGACGUGCUGUUUGCAGCGCACCAGAGCCUGCACACGCCGAUCCGCCAGGUCGACUGGGCGCAGCUCAACUUGACGGAGGAGACGGACAUCGCGCGGGCGUACACCAGGAGGUGCAAGCUCGUGCCUUCUGAGGCGGCCUUCCAGUCGAGCCAGGGCGUCAAACGCGUUGACUAUCUGCUGGAUAGGACGCACUUCCGCGGCCUCAUCAAGGCGCCCGACGUGGACGGGUUCUAUCACUUCAGAUUACUUACGUGAUUCAAGUCAUCGUUCGGCUUGUCAUCCCUCUUAUGCGUCCCUUCGACAUAUACCUUCACGUCUUAUGUCAAUAGAGAAUUUGUAAAAUCAUGUAACCUGGAUAUGCGACAUGUACUAUGUAAUCGCGCGUUUUGAUUUCUGUACGAUCUUAUACUUGUAUGAUGAUUACGCUUUUCAC